AGGAAUCUGCUUAUGAAGUUUACGUCAAAAUUACAGAAAAAUCUCCACCUACAGAGGCGAGAGAGGCGUGGCUUAGAAUAGGACUAUAUCAUAGAAGACAGAGUCAAUAUGACGAAGCUAUUAAAUGUUUUGCAUCAGAACGUUUCUGAUAGCAAUGUAUGGGAGUGCUUAGGUGAGGCUUAUCUCUCAAGAGGUAGUAACAUUGCAGCAAUGAAAGCAUUUGAAAAAGCAACUGAACUCAAUCCACAGUCUAUAUUCUCACAAUACCAGGUAGCAGCUAUGCAACAGUUGAUUGGUCUAUUAUCUGAAGCUGUUGCCAGCUACACACGAGUCCUUGAGCUGCAGGAUGAUUAUGUACCAGCUUUGAAAGGUAGAGCUGAGAGCUAUUAUAAGUUAUCACUGCUAGCCAUCAAUAAUGUACUGGACUCCAAAGCUGUCUCCUAUGUAUCACUUGCUCUUAUUGAUCUAUCCAAAGCAGUAAAGCUAAAACCCUCAUUCAUUAGUCUGUGGAAACUGAUUGGAGAUUCUUGUCUCUCCUUAUAUGGCAUUGCCGAAACUGUUGCUAGGGUCAGUGUUCCUUCCGAGUUGCUAGGCAACUGUGAGGGAUCAGAAAUUAUCAGUAAAAAGGCUUUACUUGAACUUGGGCUGAAAUCAUACAAGUGUAGUCUUCAUUUGUGUGAUGGCAAAUCUCCUUAUCUUAUUCAUAAUCUUGCACUUAAUUAUUACCACCUAGCAAAAGUUGAAGACGAUAAAGGAAUAUUUAGAAAUCUCGUUAAAAUUGAUUAAAAAUGCAAUCACUCUAUCACCGAGAGGCCACAUUCACUGGAACGCCCUUGGAGUAAUAGCAAUGCACUCUAAUUAUCAAUGAUAAAGCUUCCUCGCUCAAUGAGGAGAAAGAGUUUGUUAGUGUACCUCAAUUGAAUGAGGUACGGUCCUCAGGGAUGUAUCAU
Molecule: messenger RNA, 950 nt
Organism: Amphimedon queenslandica
Lineage: Eukaryota; Metazoa; Porifera; Demospongiae; Haplosclerida; Niphatidae
Product: tetratricopeptide repeat protein 37-like
Exons: 13
Coding region: 109-786 (225 amino acids)
Biological process (GO): nuclear-transcribed mRNA catabolic process
Cellular component (GO): Ski complex
Molecular function (GO): protein binding
Source: RefSeq, a predicted model, not a curated record